This is a messenger RNA of Elgaria multicarinata webbii, 1260 nucleotides long. RefSeq names its product centromere protein K (gene CENPK). The transcript is spliced from 10 exons. The record is from RefSeq and is a predicted model, not a curated record. Lineage: Eukaryota; Metazoa; Chordata; Lepidosauria; Squamata; Anguidae. Bases 191 to 1036 code for a protein of 281 amino acids. Gene Ontology annotation, cellular component: nucleus. Gene Ontology annotation, biological process: kinetochore assembly; mitotic sister chromatid segregation.
GCCUCUAGCUACACGGCGGGGCUCAGGCAGCGACGCACAGAGGCGCCCUCCCUGUAACCCUCGCGAGCAGCCAAUGAGCGUUCAGCCCGCGCAGGUUUGGAAACGGGAGUGAAACGGCGGAGUUCCGCGCCUGCCCCCUCCGCCCACCGCGAGACGGAAGGGAUAAAAGGAAGAAACGGGAAAGGCCGCCAUGGCUGAGAAAUUUGCCAAGAACAUGUCUUUGUACAGUCAGGAUGUAUCUCCAACAAUCACCAGCACAGUACUAAAUUCAGAAGAUGCCAAAGAACAACUCUUACAAGAGUGUGAAGAAAUAUGGAAAGAAAUGGAAGAGUGUCAGAACAAAUUAACACUUCAGGAAACAGAAAUGCUUCCAGAUUCCGAUCCCAAGCUUUCAUUGUUAAUGAAGCGUUUGAAGGCUCUAUCAGCAGAGUUUAACCAAUGGCAGAAAAGAAAACCAGAAAUAAUGACUGCGAAUCCAGAUGUUCUGGUAGCCUUAGGAAGAGACCAGCUGCAGAAAUUAGACUACGAUCUUGAAAUGGUGCUGUCAACAAUUCAUGCAAAGAACAAAAAACUGAAGCAAGACUUACUAAGGGAACAGAAAUGGUUAGAAGAACAGCAACAGCUAAUAGAUUGUCUCAAUCAAACAGAGAAAGAAAUCGGCAAUCAGGUCGUACAGUUUUCUGAGAAACGAGCCUUUCAAGAACUGAAAAGUAAAAUGAUGAAAAUAAAAGCCUAUAAGGACGGGAUUUUGAAUGCUCUGGGGGAGUUCCUUGAAGAACAUUUUCCUCUCCCUGAGGAGAGCGGAACUGCAAAAAAGAAAAGACAUUUGUCUGAAGAGCCAAAUGUACAGCUAAUAACAUUACAUGAAAUCUUAGAGAGCCUUAUCAGUAGACUCAUAGACACACCGCAUGAUCCAUAUAUAACUAUCAGCGCUUCAUUUUGGUCACCUUAUAUUGAACUUCUGCUUCGCUACGGAAUUGGAUUAAGACAUCCUGAAGAUCCAAACAGAAUUCGUCUAGAAAAUUUUCACCAAUAGCAAGAUGUAUUAAGGCAGAGCUACCACCUGCUCAGUAAAAUAAAGUUAACUAGAGAGAAUAGAAAUGUUUUUCUCUGCCUGAAAAGAGAAUAUGAAUUACUGAUGUUUCAUGUCUUUCAUGCAGGUUCUUACAAAGUUUCCAUAAAGUAGGAUCUAAAGAACUGUAUUUUAGUGUGAGAUAGUGACAAUUCCUUCUAAUGUUACUUUUACUAUUAGUAAAUAAU